Pectinophora gossypiella (pink bollworm) is the source of this 1335-nucleotide messenger RNA. RefSeq names its product hsp70-binding protein 1. The record is from RefSeq and is a predicted model, not a curated record. NCBI's taxonomy places the organism in Eukaryota, Metazoa, Arthropoda, Insecta, Lepidoptera, Gelechiidae. Bases 225 to 1301 code for a protein of 358 amino acids. The transcript is spliced from 7 exons.
CAGUGACAUUGGCAUUGCAAUUGCAUCAAUGUUUGUAAAUUCUAGACGAUUCUCUGAUUUUCUAGAACUUACUUUGAUUUGAAAUCUACCUUGAAUCGGUCGAUAAAACACCAGUUGUUCUCUAACUACCGUUUCGUUUCUGCGAAGAAGUUUGGCGGAGAAGACGUGAGAGUUUGUUGUUGUAACGUGGUGUAAUUCGUGAAGUGUGUUUGAAAGUGAAUACGAUGGAUUCUAAUAAUCCGCAGAAUAAUGCUCCAGCUGUCGCUGGAGCAAUUACGUUUCCAUCAAGAAGCCAAGAUGUGCACCCAGCUCCAGUACAGCCAAGACAACCCAGAAAUUUACAGGGCUUGCUUCGAUUUGCUAUGGAGGCUACUAAGGCUGAAGAUGCUCCAGGAGACUCCACCUUAGGGCCUAUGGACGAAGAGCGCCGUAAAUUCCUCGAGGAAGCCCUAAAGAGCUUGACGGUGGACAUUGCUGAAGUCCUACAUACAUCCAUCACGACCCUGACUGACGCGGAGAAAAUGAAGAGCAUCCAGCUUGGGCAGCCACUGCCUGAAGACGUACAGUCCGCAUUUAAUAACCUGCUUGAGUACAUCGAUGACAUUGACGUUGCUAAUGAUUUCUACAAAAUGGGCGGCUUCGCAAUAUUCCCAAUAGCAUAUGGAAGUGAGAAUGACGAAAUCCGCGCUCUAGCCAGCACGGUGCUGGCAGAGGUGUGCCAGAACAACCCGUGUUGCCAGGCCAGGGCGCUGGAGUGCGGCAUCCUCAAUGUGCUGCUCAACCUCGUGCAGUCCGAGAGGGGACAGGCCCUCACCAAGUGCCUCUACGCUAUAUCCUGCGCCAGUCGUGAGUACUCGCCGGCGUGCCGCGAGCUGACGGCGCAGGGCGGCUGCGACACGCUGGCGGAACUGGUGGCUACGCCAGAGCCCGCCGCGCGCACCAAGGUCGCCUUCCUGAUCAGAUAUCUCUGCCAUCACUACCGUGAAGCCAAAGAACAAUUCAUAAAACUUAACCUGGUGAAGAUAAUAGCUGAGCAGAUCAAGAAGGGCAGGGAUGCCACGACCGAACACCUCCUGAGCACCCUGCUGGCACUAGUGGACGGCCCGGACCCCGUCGUACUCGCCCAGUGUCGGGACCCCAGCGUUGGGCUGCGGAACAUCUUGGAGGAUCUCCUCAAACACCCCGACCUGAUUGGCGAGAGGUUUAGAGAAGAGAGGGAUUAUUGCCAGGAGCUGCUGAAGCAGGUGUUCACCGAUUGUGCCCAGGUGGAGCCAAUGGACGACGUGGUCGCUGACAGGUAGACGUAUAUAACCCUAAGGAGACAUAAAUACAGCG